AUGGCAGACACGCCUGAGAAAAGACCACAACAUGCCCUAUACGAAGGUGCAGUCCCCGUGAUCCUCUGCUUUAAUCCAAUGCUUCCGUUCCUUGCUCGUCUCCUGGUCCAUGGAGCGUUCAGGGACUACGACACGAUCGAAGAGCUUUUUGGUAUUAUACCACCCGACGACGAGAUGUUGCAAUUACAUUGGAAAGACGAAGUACUAGACACUCCAUUUUUCAAGGCUCAAUCUUCCAAAAGCUCUACAGACAGGAUCGAAACUGCGGACGCAUUUAGCAAGAGAAAUCGGGCUCUGGGGCUUCGCGCUGGUCACUCCAAACCACCUACUGGCCAUGACUUCAGAGCUGAAGGUCUUUACUGGAUUGACAAGUUCUACUCUGAGGCGACGCGUAUGGUCCAUGCUGGUCACAUGGAUUCGAAUACCCUUCGUCGCCACUACAUGCCUACCAACGGUGCGGAUGGACAAGGUACCUACCUGGGUGGCAAAGGGCGAACUAUCGUUGCGGACCUAUUUCGGGGUCUUACAUUACCUCGUAAUCCGAAUUUAUCGCAAUGCCUCCCUGCGGAGAAGCAGUGGGAGUUAGAAAACACGCCUCAAUACCUUGCAUUGAGUGAAGAGAUCACGAAUUUAGAGGGAAAGACAGACACCAAGUCUGUCAAUCGUCGGCGGAGACUGUACAGCGAAAGGCGUACACUGACGGAUAAAGAGCUACGUGAUUGGCAAAAACGACAACCGAACAGGCCAAACGACCCGGCCGGCUACUAUCGAGCGAUCUUCAAUCGAGUCAGUUUUCUGAUGCCCGAGAGAAAAAGCCUCAGUGAGAAUCUUUUUGAAAUUGACACCUUACGAAGUCCAAUGGGUCUCUCCACCCUACGUGCAAUGAUGACCCUGUAUCGCCAGCAGUCUGAAGUCGAAUAUCGGCCUGGUUUGGAACCAGAUAAGUGCUGUUGCUCCAAGGUAUACGAGAACGAGAUUGAGGAGAAUCGACCAGCCUUCUAUGACUGGAUGCAUAUUUACGCAUGUUAUAAGAGAAGCUGCGAGAGCGUUUAUGGCUCGGUCGAACUAUGUUUUCUGUGCAAUGAGUGGGUCUUCGGAGAAAUCAGCUGGGAAAAACAUUGUCACCAGCAUCUAGCCCGGAUUCAAGACCUACCGACGUUCUGCGACCCUCUUAUAUAUGGCAGGGUCCUUGCCACCGCUGGGUAUUGUCCCUUUUGCCUGACCGAUGAGAGACUGCCAGCAUCCGUACGCUUGAAGCAGUUCCUCAAUCGUGGUAAAUGGCUGACCCACAUCCACAAGCACAUCUCUUCUCUUGACGUGAAGGAACCGCUGAAAUGUGCACACCCGUAG
This is a messenger RNA of Capronia coronata CBS 617.96, 1350 nucleotides long. RefSeq lists its product as uncharacterized. The coding region runs from base 1 to 1350 and encodes 449 amino acids. The transcript is spliced from 3 exons. The record is from RefSeq and is a predicted model, not a curated record. NCBI's taxonomy places the organism in Eukaryota, Fungi, Ascomycota, Eurotiomycetes, Chaetothyriales, Herpotrichiellaceae.